Rubroshorea leprosula is the source of this 789-nucleotide messenger RNA. The record is from the annotation of a GenBank genome assembly. Lineage: Eukaryota; Viridiplantae; Streptophyta; Magnoliopsida; Malvales; Dipterocarpaceae.
GGCAAAGCCUCCAAGCCCGACAGCACCUCUCUUGGGAAAAAACCGGUAGAAAGCUUGAAAUUUCUCCUUCUUUCUUGCUCAAUAACAAGUUUUAGGACUUAGAACUCCCUCUCUCAACCCAGAAAUUUCAGAUCUGCUGCUGCCUUCUCCUUCCUUUUGCUGCCGGUUGCUGCUGUGGGUGGUGGGUUCGGUUUUCUAGUAAGGAACACAACAUGAACUUCAUCUUUUCAACCUUAAUUUCGCUUGGGUUCACUCUAAGCUCUUUUAAUUUCCUUCAAUUUUUGGUAGUUCGUGAGUCCUCUGCACUGCCGCCGGCCUUCCCCCAACUGCAGCUUCGGUUUUUGCUGCUAAAUUCUGGAUGGAUGGAUCCGCGUGUUUCUCUUCUUCUUCUUCUCCCCUGCAGCCGGCCAAGCCCCCAAGCCUGACAGCACCUCUCUUGGGAAAAAACCGAAAUUUCAGAUCUGCUGCUGCCUUCUCCUUCCUUUUGCAGCCGCUUGCUGCUGUGGGUGGUGGGUUCGGUUUUCUGUUCGUGAGUCCCCUGCACUACCGCCGGCCUUCCCCCAACUGCAGCUUCGGUUUUUGCUGCUAAAUUCUGGUAAGUGGCAGCUCCAUUUAAGUCCUAAAUUAGCCAUUUAAUUGUUGCCAUGUUGAGUUUUAACGGUUGAAUUGCUGCCCUAUUGUUGUCCGAAAUUUCUGUUGGGAAUAGGAGGGGAUUCGGCAGCAAAUGGGACCAUGAUUUUGCUUAAUUCAUGUAGAAGUUAGUUUAAGUAGGCUGUUGUGAUGUUUUGG